Messenger RNA from Clupea harengus (Atlantic herring), 6747 nucleotides. RefSeq lists its product as uncharacterized. The coding region runs from base 630 to 4799 and encodes 1389 amino acids. The record is from RefSeq and is a predicted model, not a curated record. Lineage: Eukaryota; Metazoa; Chordata; Actinopteri; Clupeiformes; Clupeidae. The transcript has 8 exons. Gene Ontology annotation, molecular function: guanyl-nucleotide exchange factor activity. Gene Ontology annotation, biological process: positive regulation of Rho protein signal transduction.
UUUAAGUGGCUUAAGGCUUUUCUCCCUUUCGGCCAAUCAGCUCCAGUCAGCGCGUGCUGUGUAGUUUCCAAGGAGACCUACGGGAGAGGAGGGUGCCCAGUAGCGCUUCCCAGAGGAUAGGCAAGUAUCCUACUCCUCACAUAAAGUGUUGAGUUACCGAGCAAAGGGCGAGACAGAGAGGUAGAUUGCACAUCGUAUCAAUGGCAGAGUAGAAGUAGAAAAAACAUCAUUGAUGAAAGGACGUCAGCGAACACAGAAGCGUGCGCAGGGCUUUGUGAAACGUCGCAAAGCACAGAAGGUUGGAAAGAGAGGCUGUCGACUCCAGAUCCUGCUCUGAGGGGGGUCGAGAACAGAUUCUCUGAAAGCCCGUUUGAAAGCGGUCUGAAAAGUAAACGUCGCCUCGUAAUACAUCUGCGCUCCGGGCCAAAACAGUCUGGGUUUGUUGAUGGUGUGUCUGGCUAGCGGAAGGUUCCGGGCAGACGCCACACAUCUGGGGCACCGGCGGUGAACGGAAGAACUACGGGAGACGCAGGAGAGGUGUUCGGAGACGCGAUUAAAAUGGGGGCUUUGGUCCUUGUUCCCCUCCCAGCAUCCUUCGGUGCAGCCCUGCAGCAGCAGCAGCGCCCAUCAUGCCAGAUGUGAAGGCGGCCGCCGUACCAUGUGACCUCCCCCCCGCCACCCCCCCGCCAGGCUGCAGCAGCAUGGACCUGGAGCGCUGCCUGCCCGACCUGCCCUCCUCCCUCUCCGUCCUGCAGGGCUUCCCCCACGCGCCCUACCCCAGCCUCGAGGCUCCUAUCUUGGGCCAGUGUCCCCCCGGCAGCCUCCUGGGGAGCCUGGGUCUCCGGUACUGUUCAUCGAGCGGCGGCAUGGGGCCUCCAUCGCCCAGGUACCCCGGCAGCACGCCACCCAGCCCCAGGGCCAAGCGGCAGCAGCAGCAGCAGCAGCAGCAGCAGGCCCUCCGGGCGUGUGUGAACACCACCACCACUACCACCACCACCAGUAGCAGCAGCAGCAGUAGCAGCCGCAGCAGGCUGUACCGGAGCAUGGAGAACUUAAACUGGGCCGUGUCGGACCCCAGCCUGUACGCGCUGAGCGGGGUGCCCUACAGGAGUGUGGACAGCGAGUUCAUCCUGCACUGCACUUCCACCAGCCACUGGUACGACAGCCAGCCUGAGGACGGCGGCAGUGGCGGCGGGCACCUUCACGCCGGCGUGGUGGCCAACCCGGAAAGCCUGGCGUUUUACCCGCGCCGGGUGCUGACUCGCCGGGACGUCCCGCUCUUCCCGCAGUGGAUGUUCCCCACCACCACCGCGGAGGAGUGGGCCGUCAACGGGAACGCUCGGAAAGGCCUGCGGGACAAACUGCGCCUGCAGAGCGCUCGCGUCACGGAGCCCCUGAAGCCCCUCCGGCCGCAGGUGGCCCCGGGGAACGGGGUCGUGGGGCCCCCGUACGCAACGGGCUGGGGCGGAGAGAAGGAGGGGGUGGUGCCGCGUCUGUGCCCUGCGCCCCGCGCCCUAAGCGCCCGCCGCAUCACCAGCCCUGAGGAGAUUAAACAGGAAGUGCUCAGGCGGCUGCAGCUGCGCAGGCAGAACAGCAGCCCCAAUCUGGCACUGCACGACACGUCCGCGACUCCUCCGCAGGAGACCCAGAAUGAAAACAUGAGCCGGUCAUUCACCUCCGAUCCACUAGGGGGCGGCGGAAGGUCAGCCCACUCCACUCCGGAGCGCAAGAGACGACCCAUGGGGCGCCUCUACAUCCCCACGUUCGAGGAGUUUAAGAGGAUGCGACAGAAGGAGAGUGGACACGGUCAGCUGGUGGCUUCAACAGCACCCUCAUCUGGCCAAAAUGGGAACUGCAGCCAGAAUGAGAGGAACAGCUGCGAGCAGAAUGGGGGACAAAGCAGCAGUGAUGAGCAGGGUGGACGACACAGCAGUAACCAGGAGAUGGAGACAGAUCAAGACAAUAAAGACAAAGACAACGAACAGACAAUCGCAGAGACUGAGAAAAAACAUGCUGUCUGUGAACCACCCGCCCAAAACCAACACCAAACCCAAGAGCAGGUUUUGAAUCACACACAUGAUAACAUUGAAGCCCAUUGUCAGUCCCAGAACCAGAACCAAACCCCAUGUCAGACUCGAGAGUGCCCCCUAGAGGCCUCCUCUAACUCCAGCCUGGCUCCAUCAGCUCCCACCUCCUCUUCCUCCUCCUCCUCCUCCUCUUCCUCGUCCACCACCACCUCACCCUCAACCACACUCGCCCCCAUCUGCACCAGCCCCGCACCACGCUCCCCCCUCCCGUCCACAUCUGCUCCUCCUCCUCACGACGGGGACAACAACAACAGCAGCGCCGCCGCCGUCGCCGCCGGGGAGCCCCAGCCCGCAGCCUCGGGGGCCACAGACGGGCCCCUCGGCUCUUUCCCUCCUCCGCGCAAACCGAGCGGCGAGGGCCCCUCCAGCUGCUGCCCCGCGCUGCUCCUGGAGGGGGCCGACCUCUCCAGCUACGGAGCCAAGAUCUACAGCAUGAGGGACGGCCUGCUGGGCUCCGCGCUGGACCUCAUCAAGAAGAGCUGCAGUGCAGAGGUUGCCGUGGAGGCCUCUGUCAGGUUGUCACGUGAGCGGAAUGAAAGCAAGAGCGGCAGCGGUCGAGGCGACGACGCUGGGGAGGACGGCGAGAGGCACGUUGCCGCUGACAACGCCCCGCCCACUCAGCCGGCCCAGCGCCGUCAAUCUGCCGACGUUGCCAUGACGACGCCGGCCUGCAGAGCCGGGGCUGACGGUGGUGGCGGUGGAGAGGCAGCCGCAGGACCAGAGGCAGAGACAGAGACAGAGGGAGGAGGAGGAGGAGAAGACGGAGACGGAGACGGAGACGGAGAAGAGGAGACCUCAGGAUGCGUAAGACAAUCCUCCAAUUCUCCUUUCAUCUCUUGCUCCUUUAUUUAUUUAUCAACACCUCUCCUCAAAAAUCUCUCUGGACCGGGCUGCAGGCGCUCCAGCUCGGACGCGGCCUAUGAGCCAGCGGAGGCGGUGAGGGCCCAGCGCGAGUGCCGCCUGCGGCCCCACUUCAGCGACCCCAUGCCCGCCGACGCCGCCAAGCGCAAGCAGCUGGAGAUGAAGAUCGCCGCCGCAGCAAGGCUGCACAGCCACCGCCGAGACCGGGACGCCGGUUCAGCUAUCACCAGGGGGCGCUCUGAGCCACGCGGUGAGGAGCGCGGGGGCGUCUGCGGGGGCCGGCGAGCCGGCGGGGGCGGUCAGCAGCACCGGUGGAGCACGGUGAGCAGCCUGAGCGCCGACAGCGGGGUGGUGGGCCUGAGCGACGAGCGGGAGGACGAGGACGAACCGCGGCAGCUGGCCCAGCGGCACAGCGCCGGCGCCGAGGUGGAGCGCACCGACAGCGGCAUCGGCACGGGACUGGCGCGCGCCUGGAAGAGACCCUCGGCCGCCCUGAGGGCCUGGGAGGCCCGGCGACCCUGCCCCGACUGCGGGAAGAGGGAGCUGGGGAACGACGGCGGAGGUGGUGGGGGAGGUGUGGACGGCGGGGGCGAGACGACGAUUCGAGAGGAAGCCAUGUGCGAGCGGUGUUCGAAGCUACGCACCGAGCGCAAGGAGGCCAUCUUGGAGUUCCUCAACACGGAGGCUAGUUACGGCGAGGACCUGCGCAUCAUCAAGGAGGAGUUCUACUGCCCCAUGCAGAGCGCCGGCCUGCUCAGUGCCGACCAUCUGGCCGUAGUGUUCGGAAACGUUCAGGAGCUAAUCGACGUCAACGAGCGCUUCACUGAACACCUGCAGGAGAGCAUCGACCAGGCCUUCGACCAGGGUGACGAGGACCUGCUGUCUGUGUGCAUCGGCGAGAUCUUCCUGGAGUUUGUCAACAUGCUGCCGGCCUUCCAGACCUACUGCCUGCAGCAGUCCGUCUCCGUCAACAUGCUCAACACCCUGGAGAAGGAGAAGGAGCUGCUCAGGAUCUUCCUGGAUGUCUCCCAGAAUGACAACACGGCCCUGCGGCGCAUGAACCUGCGCUCCUUCCUCAUGGCCCCGCUGCAGCGCGUCACUAAGUACCCGCUGCUGCUCAGCCGCAUCAGCAAGGCCACCAGCGACUGCCACCCGGACCACGCCCGUCUGCGCGAGGCCAAGAGCCGCGUGGAGUCUCACCUGGAGCACAUCAACAUGAAGACGAGGCAGGAGGGGCUGGGCGGCACGGCCACGUGGUCGCUGCGCUCGUUCCGGCGCGAGAGCCGCAAGAACCGCGAGGUGAUCAACAUCGAGAUGCGCGAGGUGUCGCUGCGGACGGUGGGGUGGACGCGCGAGAGCACGCGCUUCGUCAUGGAGGGGCCCCUGCAGCUGGCCCAGCCCACCGACGGACAGUGGGCCAAGAAGGGGAGCAAGGCGCUCAAGUUCCAGAACGUGCAGGGCCUGCUCAUGGUGCACACCCUGAAGAGCCCUGAAGGGGGCGAGGGCGGGGGAGGGCAGAAGCCAGUGGGGGGGGAACUCGAGCAAGGUGGGGAUAUGGUGCGAGACGGCGUGCUCGUGCUCAUCAAAGACAAGAGCAGCGGGAAGUUCACCGUACUCCGAGAGCCCAUCCGCUUGGCGAACUGCGUGGUGUCGGCCGACCCGGAUUGCGACGACACCUUUGAAGUGUUGGACAUACGGCGUGAGGCAUUUGUGUUCCGAGCUUCGGACAAGGCGCGCACCCAGCAGUGGUUUCGUUUGAUCAAGAGGUACGUUUGCGAUCUGGGACCGUGGAGGAAACGGCGGAACGCGCUGCCCAAUAUCAUGAUCAACACAAUCCAAAGCCGGUCCUGAGACUGAAUCCUGUGGAACACCUCGCUCCCUCAGCCAGCUGAAUUUUGGUGUAAAUAAAGUCAAUUAUUCUUGCCUCUUGCAGACAGUGUUACAUGGAUGAAGGCGAAAGUUUUUUUUCUGCAUUCCAUUCUUAAUAGACGUGUAACAAAAAAGAAGUUUCAUUGGCGUUUGUAAAAGGAUUUAAUAGUGAUUUGAUGGUUGAAGAAUGAUGCACUUUUUUCUACUGACUCGAGGGGGAUUUAAAGGACACUUUGAAAAAACAAACAAAGAAAACAGAUAAAGGUUGAAUGCAGAGCCAGUUGAAAGACCAAAUGAAGGAUUCCCGGAACACUACCGGCCAGUGAUUGUAAAAGUUGUUUGCUUUGCUACUGAAAAAGAGAAAGGAAAAAAAAAACACAUGUGGGUGCUGACAUUCACAUGGUUACCGUGACAAGCAUGACUGGAAAAAAAAAAAAAACAUGUAUGCUACAAAAGAAAGAAACUCUGAUGAUAGUAAUAAUGCACAAAUCGGUGAACACUACUGUUAAACAUCUGAAAUCAAUACUGGAUCAGGAUUUCAGUUAAAGGGGGGGGGGGGGGGGGAGUGUGAAAAGUCAUUUUUUGGUGACCAAGGCAAGUAAGUAACGGCCCUUGUCCUGAAGAGUCCUGGGGUCAUUAGCACUAUCCACUGCCAGGUACAUGCAGCGGUCAUCAGGUCUAACCCUGCUUCUAUCACUGUGCCCGACACACCAUCGCUCCGCAGCAAUAAACUAUGGCAGUAAUACACUAGUAGCAAGUAAGAUAUCCAUCGCACAAAAGGUCAUCAAUUCUGGUAAUGUCACAGUUGAUGGAAAACAUGGAGUUACAGAAACAUGCUGUUGUUUUUGUUUGUUUGUUUGUUUGUUUGUUUGUUUGUUUUUUGCUCUUUCCUAUUGACAUCGGACCUGGUUACUCAGUCCUGGUCUGGGAUGUGUUUGGAUCACAUUUGUGAGUGAGCAAUCGAGGCCGUAAAGAAUCAAAAGGUCGCGAGGGGAUUGUCACUGAGCUUUUUGGUUUCAUGACCAGGGUGCAGCAAUAGCAGGAGGAAUAUGGGGGAAGAUAAAGGUCGUGACCUUUUCAGAAAAUGUCCCUGCAUUGAGCCCUCAGUGAUUAGGAAAGGGUGUGAACGUUUGUGCCUUGGGUUUUCACUUUAAAAAACAAUGAGAAUCUAUUUCAGUCCUGCUCACACAUACAGGCCCACCUGUGUCACUGAGAAGCUAGCCAGGAAAGGGCUCUAAAAUGGCUUCAAGAAAACUAUGAAAAAUGCAGCACCUCAACUGCAGUCCCACCCAUUUACUUCUUUCUUUUUUUUUUUCCUUUUUCUUUUUUUUUUCUUGCGUAUUUGAGGUUUCCUCCCUUCUGUUCAAUGCACUUUAUAACUGAAAGCUCUGCAAAUUUGUCUGUGAAUGAAGGACAUUCUUUCCUGUGGCUUUAUCUCUAUUUAUGAAAAAAGCUUUACUUCGCCAUUGUGGCGUUUUAUUUGACAGAUGUGUUUUGAAGGGCAAGACUUAAACAAAACCACAGUAGUAGAGUGUAGCAGGUAAUAUUUCCUCUACCAUACCAGACCCCCAGUUAUAGUGCUAUACGUCCCUCGUUUGUUUGAUUUAACACAAGCACACACGGAUGUGGGCCUUCACGGUUUAGUCUCUGGACAGACAUACUUGCAAGGGGCAUUGGGAUUAAUGCCAGGCUCUGUGCAUCUCUUCUCUAGUGGUAUUAAUACUGUUCGAAUCUUUCAAGGCUUCCAUAGUCAUUGUCAAAAAAAAAAAAGUAAAAAUAAAAGGUCACUGGAAUUUCACGCGACAGUGGGCUAGCGACUGAGACCUGUUAAACUGUUAAAUGCUUUCUUUUCACUAUUUUCAAAACCUAAUUUAAUAUUUCUUUUGUGUAAUAUAUUGUGGAUUAUAUUAAAAAUACAAUUCCAACGUGA